Molecule: messenger RNA, 4339 nt
Organism: Mytilus trossulus (common blue mussel)
Lineage: Eukaryota; Metazoa; Mollusca; Bivalvia; Mytilida; Mytilidae
Exons: 19
Coding region: 425-4099 (1224 amino acids)
Cellular component (GO): nucleus
Molecular function (GO): DNA binding; nucleosome binding
Source: RefSeq, a predicted model, not a curated record
GAUCCUGUCUCUAAACUACAGAAUGAAUUGUCAAUUACACUAACUAAAUGGAUAAAUAUGUCAGUAAAUUAGGUGUUUUUUAUCAUUUAUUGCAGACAUUUAUUUUUAUCUUUGCUCUGCAUCAUCCAGAAUGUUUUCCCGGAAGUUCACACAUCGGUUGUCUCCCCUCUAUACACUUGAAAACAACACAGAACUGAAGAACUUUUACCUGAAAAAUGAAAUAAAUAAACACAUUCAUUCAUAUGUAAGAUAAAUUAAAGUGGAGAAUAAACCAUCAUCGAAGUCAGUCCUACAAUUGAAAGAAGGAAGCCACAGAUUUAAGUAGAUAGACAGCUGAACAAUCAAUAAAGUCAGCUGUAACACAGUUAGAAGGUAGCCGUUAAGUGGAGUGUGACAUUGGUAACAGUUAACCAGUCAGACAAUUAUGGAUGGAAAUAAAGAUCUUCAAAACGUUGCAGAAAAACCAAAGAAGAAGAAAUCACAAGGGAACCAGGCAAAGAAAGAGGGCAAGAAGAAAACUGGUGAUAAUCAGAGACCAGUCAUGUCAAGUACUGUUCAGUACCACCCAGAUAGUUCAAUCCAAUAUCAGACAGAUAGAUUGAUACCAGAAGGACAGGGAACCCAUCAUAUUACUGACAGACUUGUUUUUGAUGGACAGACACUCAAUCAACCAAGACUACAUAACCUCCCUCCAAAGAAAAGUUUGUCCCCAUCAUUUAUAGCCUCUCACAUUAUGGCACAAGAAGGAAUGAAUCAACCUUCUGAACCAUCUCAUACAGUACAACAUCUUCCUUCUUCUCCAGUUAAAGUUCAAAGUUCAACAGAAAGAAUCCCAGACAUAAGGUUUAUGGGUCAGAUUUUCUCCCAGCCUCAGUAUCGGUCAUUUACUCCACACGGUUUAGAACAGGGUGGACUGCGAGCUCCACAUGGAUUGGAACAGGGUGGACUGAGAGCUCCACAUGGAUUAGAACAGGGGGGACUAAGAGCUCCACAUGGAUUAGAACAGGGGGGAAUACGUCUUCCACAUGGACUUGACCAGGGUGGACUGUUGAGACAACAAUUGUUACAUGGAAUUAGACCUUCAUCAGAUUCUUCAUUUCAUAGACCAACUAUUGAUCCUUCUCGAGCAUCCCCCUCCUAUCACAGGGUAGACCCUCCAAGGUCGUCACCCUCCUAUCACAGUCCACCACCUAACAGAACUGUACACAAUAUACCAGGAUCUUCUCCACCAGGGGUUGUUGGUCGUGAGAGUGAAAGGAUGUCUCCAUACCAUGUAUCUACCAUACGUAAGACACCUUCUCCGGCACCUAAACGUGUAUCACCAGGUCCUCAGAAGUCUUCCCCAUCUCCCAAACAUCAACGAAUGUCACCAGUGCCAGAGCUAUCUUCACAUUAUCGUCAAGAUAGAGUAUCUCCUGCAGAGAGGACACAGUUAAGUUUGGAAGAGGCCAUCAAAUUAAUGCAAGGUCACCCUGGAGCAAUUAUUCCACAACAUUUACUUACACAACUAGGUCAGCAGGUUCCCCAGCAACAAGGUCACCCCGGAGCAAGUAUUCCACAACAUUUACUUACACAACUAGGUCAGCAACUUCCCCUGCAACAGACCAGAUCUGACACUGAAGAUGUAACAAAGUUCAGCAGCUAUCAACCUUUAUACAGUUUUCCUGAGCCCUAUCCAAGGGCAGUUCCCCAUUCACAGAAUGAGCCCUAUGCAAGGGCAGUUCCCCACUUACAGAAAGAGCCCCAUCAAUGGGCAGUGCCCCUUUCACAGACUGAACCCUAUCUUAGGACAGACUACAAUUUUCAGACUAAAGAGGUGAUACAUAAACCAGAGAGGUCAUCUAAACAGUUCAUUAGUACUAUGUUAGCUAAUCAAGCCAAGAGCAGACAACCUGGUACUGUUACACAUGGUUUAAUGGUAGAUACACAUGGUGAUCAUCAAGCCAAGGGAAGACAACCUAAUCCUGGUUCUGUAUUUCAACCACAUGGUUUAAUGGUAGAUACACAUGGUGACCAUCAUCAAAUGUCACAGUUUGUUAAAGUGUCACCUUCAGGACCAAGACUAGUAUCACCCCCAGGUUUAGUACCUAGACAGAUGGUGCCAUCUGGUGGUAUGAUAAGACAAAUGUCUCCCUCUGGUGGUAUGCAGCAGCAAAUGUCUCCCCCAGGUGGUGCACCACGACAGACUGGAGGACAGAUGUAUCAUUCUACCACUCCCUCUAUAGUUCAUCCGUCCUCUUUACCACAAACAGCUCAGAUGACUACAGCCCUGCUUCAGCCACAGGUCAUGACAUCAGCAGGGACAACAACAAGACGUAUCCCUUCACCCAAACCUCAACAUCGACAUAAAGACUUUGCUCAGGCACAAGCUAGAAAUACACUACAGAAUAUACAUAUACCUGAGAAUGCUGGACCAAUUAGACAACCUGUGGUGGAACUUGUUAAAAUUCCCAUACCAAGGUCAACAGAUGGAAGUAUUCAAACAUUCUCUGCCAGUCAUAUGACCAGUCUUACUUCACAUGCUGGUAAUCCAACUACACAUGUCGGUAAUCUAGCUACACAUGUCGGUAAUCCAGCUACACAUGGCGUUAAUCUGACGACACACGCUGAUAACCUUACUCAUUUACCAUUCUCACAAAUACAAUCACACCCUUUUGGUGAAACCAUGGCAACAGAAAUAAAUAAAACAUCCCAAGGAAUGAUAAAUCCUUUCACGUUUCCCACCAAACCAUCCGUGAUCUCACAACCUAAAAGUCAGCCAAGAUAUGAAGUUAUCUCCCCUGUGCCGCCUGUUAUUGAACAGAAGAGGAAGUUGUCUGACAUUGAGAUGCCACACUUAGAUCCUGUUCCGUCACUUCAAAAACAAGCCAGUCCUGUCAAAGUGGAAAUGGUCAAAAUGAGAAACCCCUUCAAUAUGAGGUUACAAAACUUAUCAAAUCUUCCAACAAACUCUAUGUACAGAUCUACAUAUAGAGCUCACAGCAUGGCAGUUCAUAGAGCCAAGGCUGGUCUGAUUACAAGUACAGCUAAAACACUGGACUUACUAAGACAGAAUCUACAGAAAUUUAUAAACAAAGAAAUUGAUGUCAUAGUCAAAGAAUAUUUAGAUAAGUUUUUCAAGCCUGGAAUAGAGAAUAUAAAAAGCAAUAAUGGUGAGAAUUCAGUAACAGAUGAACACGUACAAGCUGUGUGUAGACAAAUUCUAGAAGAGGCAAAAAAGAUGUACACAACAGAACAAAGGAGUACCACACCUGUACGAGAUGAAAAUACACCCAUACCACUGAACAGAAAGAGAAAUGCCUCUGAUACAGAUUCUGAGAAGAGUGUGCCGUUUCAACCAAGAAAGAAAAAGGGAAGACCUCCAAUUUAUUCCUCAGGGAGAUCCACACCAUCCAAACCUGCCAAAGCCAAUGAACCGGUCAAAAGAGAAGGUCCUAAGUGGGAUUCUAACAGACUGGAUUCUAAUACACAAUACAUUAUGGGAGCCAGGGCAAAUAAAGCACUAGGAUUAGGGGCGACUAGAGGUAGAAUAUAUAUAAAACAUCCUGAUGUAUUUAAGUAUUGUGGGGACCAGGAUGACAAACAAUGGCUAUAUGAGAACCAUAAGAUGCCAGCUACUGGAGGGAAAGCUUACAUGAUGUUACUUGAGGACGUGAAAGACCUGGCUGAGGACGAUGAAUAUAGAAACAAUGCCAAUGUAAUGAUGGAUGAAAUAGUAGGAUUCUGUAUUCCUGAUUGGAUGACAGAAAAGGUCAAAGUUCAAAUGGAAAGUCUCAGAACAGACAAGGGCAAACAGCGAAGUAGAUCCACAACUCCAAAUGAAGGACAGCUUGGCAUACAAGAUGGAAGUGAUGCUUACAAAGAUAUACCAUUCUCUGCAUUCAGCACUGCAAAGAGUUCUCCACUUAAAGAGGAGAUACAGACCUCUCCAGUUGAUACAGAAAUGGAAUUCCUGACAGGGGGAGAUAAUGGAGAUCACAAUAACUUAUCUCCCUUUAAUUUGACUGGUGGAUUUGAUGAUGGAAUUUCACCUUCUGCCUCAGAUUUAGAUACACUGGACGAGGCUCCACUCAGCGCUCCUUUUGACUUUACUAAAUGAUAAUAUAUACACUGGACGAGGCUCCACUCAGCGCUCCUUUUGACUUUACUAAAUGAUAAUAUAUACACUGGACGAGGCUCCACUCAGCGCUCCUUUUGACUUUACUAAAUGAUAAUGAAAUCACUAGACGAAGCUCCACUCAGUGCUCCUUUUGACUUUACUAAAUGAUAAUGAAAUCACUAGACGAAGCUCCACUUAGCGCUCCUUUUGACUUUACUAAAUGAUAAUGAAAUCACUAGA